Molecule: messenger RNA, 898 nt
Organism: Lolium rigidum
Lineage: Eukaryota; Viridiplantae; Streptophyta; Magnoliopsida; Poales; Poaceae
Exons: 6
Coding region: 1-465 (154 amino acids)
Biological process (GO): protein targeting
Cellular component (GO): membrane
Source: RefSeq, a predicted model, not a curated record
AUGGCCGGAUUGGCCUUCAGCGCCUUGCCUCUCGCCGCAGGCCCGUCUCCGCUUCGGUUGCGCAAUCCGGCUCCCGUCUGCGGCCUAGCGAGCCCUCCACUGCUCAAGGUUGCCAAGCCGCAAUCCUUUGUCCUUCGCCGAUUCGCUCCGGCCAGCCGGCGAAUAUUUACGGCUGCGUCGUCCAGUGGGCGUCAGGGGCUUCGGACCAGCCAAUACCAGUUUGAUGACGACGAGCCGCUCUGGCUGGCGGUGGUCAGAGAAUUCGCUGCGGGUUUGAGGAGCUUUGUGGCCUUCUUGGCUGAUCAGCCGAGACAGUUGAAGCACCUGGAGUGGCCAGGCUUUCAGAAUACGUUGAGGACGGCUACACUCACUCUCAUACUUGUUGCGGUGUUCAUUGUCGCGUUGUCUUCUGUGGAUGCCGCCCUUUCAUAUAUUUUGUCAUGGCUACUUCGGAAAUCUGCAUAGUUUAAUGACGUGGUAAGUUAUGAAGGAGUAGAUGAUGCUAUACAGAACAGAACUAGGGAGAAGGUGGUGGUUGUCCCAGUGCAUCAUGUUAUCCUGACAAGGUUGAGAGAAUCAAAAGGAAUGCUCUGCAACUGAAAAUCAUUUGUUGCAAUUGUAUAAUGUAUUUAUGUAGUUGUUUACUAUGGGAGCUGAAUGCUAACUAUUUGGUUAAGAGAGGAAAGAAGAUGCAUUUGCUCUAACUGUUGAAUUUAAUUAAAAGUCUAGUGGCCGUGAGCUCUGGUUAAAUGUGCUCAGUCAGUGACACUCUAAACUUGUUACUUUGGGCAGGAUUUUUCCACUUGUAAACAUGUCGGUGUAUCUGUGAGGAUCUGGAGAAAUUUGCAUUUUUCAGACGCUAUAAUGGAAUUAAGAUAUGUGUACUGAAGUGAUUAAA